AUGGAAGGAACAGAUGAGAAUGAAGAGGAAGGAGGAACAGAGGGUGGAUCAGAGACUGAGGAAGGAGAAAAGAAUGAAGAAACCAUAAAAGAAUCUUCUAAACGUGGAGAGCCAAGCUUGAGCAAAGAUGAUACUGAAGAUGAAGAUGAAGAUGAAGAUGAAGAUGAAGAAAUCAAAGAACAUCAAAAGAAAUCUGAAUCUUCUAAACGUGGAGAGUCAAGCUUGAGCAAAGAUGAUACUGAAGAUGAAGAUGAAGAUGAAGAUGAACAAAUCAACGAACAUCAACAGAAAUCUGAAUCUUCUAAACGUGGAGAGUCAAGCUUGAGCAAAGAUGAUACUGAAGAUGAAGAUGAAGAUGAAGAUGAACAAAUCAACGAACAUCAACAGAAAUCUGGACAUGGCAGGCCCUAA
Molecule: messenger RNA, 411 nt
Organism: Strongylocentrotus purpuratus (purple sea urchin)
Lineage: Eukaryota; Metazoa; Echinodermata; Echinoidea; Camarodonta; Strongylocentrotidae
Product: acidic leucine-rich nuclear phosphoprotein 32 family member B-like
Exons: 5
Coding region: 1-411 (136 amino acids)
Source: RefSeq, a predicted model, not a curated record